AGUGAGAGAAAGAGAGAGAAAGAGAAUGAUGCGCGCCGAUCGCGAUCCACGCUUGGGUUCUCCUUAAAGAAAGAAAAAUAAGUGAGUGGGGGCGGAAGUAAUCGCUCGAGAUAUACUAUAUGCACUUUGAUGUACUUCGUGACAGGACAGGUGAAAAAGCUUGGAGAAACUGUGUUAUCGGAUACUGACAAUUCCGAAAGUGCAGUGUCGUAUUCGUGCACUCGAAUAACGGUGAAAGUUGCGCUGUGCUUAGAGAUGUGCAGAUGAUGUUGUUUUUUGUUUGUUUUUUUUUUUUUUUUAAAUAUCUAUUAAAAAAUUCGUCACCGACGAUAUACCACGAGCGAGUGAACGUGUGAAAAUAAUUGGGAGUCGUCUCAACAUCGCUGAGAGAAGAAAACGCGACGGGGCUCCCUUCUUUUCGUUUAUUCGAGACGAUAUAUACGUUUCCUAUCCGUAAAGUAGGAGAGCCUCGAUUAUUUUUUUGUUGUAUAUUUUUACUAUAAACGAGAAAGAAAUCAUCGUGUUCUCGACAUGUUUAUGAAAAGUAUUUGCCGAUAUGGUUUUAAUUUUCCAGUCUGUUGAUGCAAAUGAAAUAUCUACGAUAUCAAUUUUUCCUAGAUUUAAUAGAGUAGCCAAUGUCGCGCCUAGUGUUUACAACGCAUAAAGAGCUAUGACAAACGUGAAGUUAUAUCGAUAUAAUAUACUGUUGGAAGAUGAUCAUGGCAAAGAAUCAUAUGUAUGUAAUAAUUUGAUACGUUGCACGUUGCAUUUUAUCUCGCAGCAAGCGCUGGAGCAAACUGUCGUAAGAAAGCCAGUGUGCACAGCUCUUGUCUGUAAGUGGCAGUGAAAUUCGAGAUUUUAAAUCAGGGGAUGCCUAGCCUAUACUCGCUCGUCGUACGACGAGCCCCCUUAAUGGAUAUGGGCACGACAAAUAGUUCGGUAACUUCUGCAAAUCCACCUACUAAAACCGGCAACAAUCAGAAGAAAAUAGAUAAGACCAAUAAACUCACCGGUAUAAGAUUACCCUUGUUACGCAAAGAAUCAAGCGUAGUCAAUCUUUCUUUGACCGAAAGAACUUUACCAGGGAAAGGCAUAGAUUCUCCACUUUUGAGGCCCGAAAGCAGUGCUAGUUUAGAAGCUCGAGGCAGCAGUUGGAUUAAUUUAGCUCCUGGCGCGCUUAGAAAAUGUGAAACUGCAGUUGGAUUAAGUACGUCGGCUCUAGAGGGUAGAGCUAUCAAUCGCAGUAGAGUUUGCUCUCGCUGUUCUAGUUUGUUGUCAUUGGCAUCUAGUUCGAGAUACAGUUUAGCUGCUGGAAAUUUUGUCCCAAUAGGUUCACAGCAGACAGUUGGAAGAAUCUUUUGUAAGCUUUGUCUUACCGACACGUCCCUUUCCAAAACGUUUAAAAUUGAAGGCUGUGGUUGUUUCUAUUGUAAAGAUUGUAUGAAAGCAUAUGUCGAAUUUGAAAUUGAAGAGGGUGCAUAUGAAAUUAGCUGUCCGGAUGCACAAUGCGAACAAGGUGCUAUCCUUUCGCUAAAGGAAAUUAGAAGUCUUGUUAGUGCAGAGUUAACGGAGAAAUAUUGCAAGUUUCGUUUAAACAGAGAUGUUUCAAUGGAUACAAAACGUGCAUGGUGUCCACGUGCAGGUUGUGAAACAAUAUGUUCAAUCAAUUCUAAUGGAAGUAGUAGUACACCUCCUGGACCUGUCCACUGUCCUAACUGUUCUACAGAUUUUUGCUCCUUGUGCAGAGAAGCAUGGCAUAGUGGACCUUGUCCCGAUCUUCCAUUAGGUAUACCAUUUGACAGUGAUCAUAUUAAAUGCUGUCCCAUGUGUUCCGUACCUAUUGAAAAAGACGAAGGAUGUGCUCAAAUGAUGUGUAAAAGAUGCAAACAUGUUUUUUGCUGGUACUGUUUAGCUUCUUUAGAUGAUGACUUCUUAUUGAGGCAUUACGACAAGGGACCAUGUAAAAAUAAAUUGGGUCACUCACGAGCAUCUGUAAUAUGGCAUAGAACACAAGUAAUUGGGAUAUUUGCCGGUUUUGGUUUGCUCCUACUUGUCGCGUCUCCUUUGCUACUUUUGGCUGCUCCAUGUAUAGUUUGCUGUAAAUGUCGUGUUUGCGGUUCUUCUAGACUCGAACAGGAGGACGGCGAUACUGCAACAUAG
Messenger RNA from Vespula pensylvanica (western yellowjacket), 2160 nucleotides. Its product is annotated as probable E3 ubiquitin-protein ligase RNF144A. Gene Ontology annotation, biological process: protein polyubiquitination; positive regulation of proteasomal ubiquitin-dependent protein catabolic process; ubiquitin-dependent protein catabolic process. The record is from RefSeq and is a predicted model, not a curated record. Gene Ontology annotation, molecular function: zinc ion binding; ubiquitin protein ligase activity; ubiquitin conjugating enzyme binding. Gene Ontology annotation, cellular component: cytoplasm; ubiquitin ligase complex. The transcript is spliced from 4 exons. Bases 871 to 2160 code for a protein of 429 amino acids. NCBI's taxonomy places the organism in Eukaryota, Metazoa, Arthropoda, Insecta, Hymenoptera, Vespidae.